This is a messenger RNA of Gigantopelta aegis, 4238 nucleotides long. RefSeq names its product potassium voltage-gated channel protein Shaw-like. Gene Ontology annotation, cellular component: voltage-gated potassium channel complex; axon; dendrite membrane. Gene Ontology annotation, biological process: protein homooligomerization; potassium ion transmembrane transport. Gene Ontology annotation, molecular function: delayed rectifier potassium channel activity; protein binding. The coding region runs from base 252 to 2105 and encodes 617 amino acids. The record is from RefSeq and is a predicted model, not a curated record. The transcript has 6 exons. Lineage: Eukaryota; Metazoa; Mollusca; Gastropoda; Neomphalida; Peltospiridae.
UUGUUUACCAAAUUCAACCAUAAAACGUUAUCUUGGAUACGACGUACAUUAUUAUGUUCAGCGCGCUAUUAACCCCCCUCUUAUUUCACUGACACAAGUGUAUGCAUAUUCUUGAUGCACACGAUAAACAGGAUGUGGACAUCUUCACCAAAGCUUCGCAAGGAUAUAAAUUAGUUAAACGUUCUGCACGUGUGUGGAUUGUGGGGUUUUUUUGUUGUUAUUUUUUCGUCUUCCUUUCUUUCCAAUGAAAUAUGAACGCUGCGGCGAAGCUUGUGAAAAAGGCUCUAACGGAUCACCGGAUUUCCCUCAAUGUCGGGGGUGUGGUCUUCGAGACGAUGUCGAGCACCCUCCAGAAGUUCCCUGGGACCCGCCUGGCCACCCUGGCGGUGAUGCACGAGAAGGACGAGAAUUGGGACGGCGAGAGGAAACAGUUCUUCUUCGACAGACACCCCGGCGUGUUCUCCUUCAUCAUCCACUACUACAGGACGGAGGAGCUGCACAUAGAACAUAACAUAUGCGGCAAUAUUAUUAAGGGGGAACUCGAGUUCUGGGGUCUGACCGAGCUGGACAUUGAGCCGUGCUGCUGGGGCCAGUACAACAGAUACAAGGAGAACAAGGACACUCUGGCCGCCCUCGACGACAACUUCACCGUCAGCGUGGACAACGAGGCCUGGGGCGAGAAACCGUCCAGCUUCAACAAGUUCAAGAUGAAGGUGUGGUUGUUCUUAGAGGACCCGAACUCGUCCAGGGCAGCAAAGAUCUAUGCAGUGAUUUCCAUGUUCUUCGUUUUGCUGUCUAUCGCGACAUUCUGCCUGGAAACACACCCCUGGUUCCGCGUCUUGCGGCCCGGAGCCAUACUACCCAAUACUACAGCUCUAGAAAAUGCCAGGACAGUUGGCGACAACACCUGCUACUGUCAGUGCAGAGUCAACAAUGACCUGCCGUACCACCUGAGCGACCCUCACGACGCCAUGCGCUACCUGGACUACCUGUGCGCGGCGUUCUUCACCAUGGAGUAUAUGGUCCGCCUGUACUUCGCGCCCAAGAAGCUGGUCUUCUUCCGGAGCCUCAUGAACAUCAUCGACAUCCUGUGCCUGCUGCCGCACUUCAUCGCCAUCAUCAUGAAGACCGUCAACCCCGACGACAGCACGAGCCAGAUAUUCAAGUCGGUGGUGGCGCUGAGGAUCGUGCGGAUCCUCAGGAUCUUUAAGCUGAUGAAGCACUACGCGGCAUUCAAGAUCCUCGUCUACACCAUCAAGGUCAGCACCAAGGAGCUGCUCCUCCUCGUCAUCUUCCUCUUCACCGGCGUCCUCAUCUUCGCCAGCCUCAUCUUCUACGCAGAGAGCACGACUUUCCCAAACAUCCCCGUCGGCUUCUGGUGGGCGCUGGUCACCAUGACGACCGUGGGUUACGGGGACAAGGUGCCGAGGACUGAGGGCGGGUACCUGAUCGGGUCCUUGUGUGUGCUGUGUGGAGUCCUCACUGUUGCCUUCACAGUUCCGAUCGUGGUGAAUAAUUUUACGCUGUACUAUUCGCACGCCCAGUCCAGAGUCCGGCUUCCCGAGAAGACGAGGAAAGAGCUUCAGAAGAGGAUUAUAAAGAAGAAUCAGAAAGCUUCGGAGUUUAUUCAGAAAUUGACUAUGAACGUGCAUCACAAACAGACUAAAGAGCCCUUUAAUGGGGUCCCGGGAUUAAAGACUCCUCGGGAUCCCGCGGAAGAUAAACCGCCACCUAAAUCGAUGGCUGGUGCUUCGUACAAGCAAGCAGCUAGUGUUAGCAAAAAUUCAAAAUGGAGUGGGCUUGCGCACGGAUCAAGGGUUAUUACAAUAUCGGAACAUGUUCCUGAACUCUCCCCAAAUGCGUCCCCUAAGGAUCUACCGGGAACACCUAUAAGCAUAGAGCUGGAACCAAAAUCGCUGCAGCACAUGGAGACCGAACAGCUGCUGCACGAUCUACACGGGGCGAACGAAAAGCUUAAGGAGGAGAGGAAGCGUCAGCUGGACCUGAUCAAGAUCAGACGAGAGGAGAAGAGGCAGGCGAAACUCUCUCCCAGACCCUCACCCGCUCCCGCAGCCUCGGCCAGACCCAACAAAGACAAUGAAUAGAUUAACAAGAAAACAGCACAAGUUUCUUCAUACACAGAGUAAAGGAACAUAAUUCCGCUGCUUUAAAAACGAAAGAUGGACAGCAAGAUUAAUUAUGCUAGAACUUCAAAUGCUGGGUCGUCCCUAAACAAAAACAACUAGGAUGGUUUUCUUCAUCUACACAAAACGAACAUUUUUUAUUAUUUACAAGAUACAUUUUUUCAUAUUCUGAACUCAGUUGGGUACAGCCCUAGGACAUUUCAUCAUAUUAUGUAACUUUAUCAUAUUUGUUUUUUUAAUUAUUUUUUAUUAUUAUUAUUAUUAUUACUAUUAUUAUUAUUAUAGAAUUGUUGUUGAAGUUGUAACGAUGCUAUUGUUACAAAUCAACGAAAAACAAAAUGCAACGCAAAAUGUUAACAGUUCCAUGGCAAGGAUACUUUUUAUUAUACUGUUUCAUACUGUUUAAGAUAUACUGAUAUUAUUCUAUAACCCGUUUAUCUGUGAUAUUAUUACGAGUGAUGAUUAUUUAGGACACGUGUACAUAAUACCCCCCAAAAAUAUAUUAAUGACGGUGUUGGAACAAUAAAAAUUAACUUAACCAUAAUAUUAUGUUAAUAUUAUAAAAAAAUAUAUUUAAAAAUCGGUUUUGCUCUAGAUAGCGCACUUUGUGAAACAUGCGUACAUAACUUACAGAAGCACGUCAUUAUUAUUUUAUUUAUAUUGCAACAAAACAGAAUACUUUGAUGAGCAUUAACAAUUUAAAGUUUUAAUAUCAAUGAUAAUCUUUAGUACAAGUCUAAACAUUUUGACAUCAGUUUUAUAAAACAAACUCCCAUUCUUCCAUUCGUGUCAAUAGGGCAUCCUCUGCAACAAACCUAUAUCAAAUCAUUUGAAGUAACUAGGAAAAUAGUUGCUUGGUUUUGUUCUUUUAUUAUUUUUAUUUUUAAAUAAAAUGUAUAAUACAAAAUUUCUAUUCUUCGAGCAUGAUUAAGAUUCCACAUCACCAUUAAUUACUCCAUGCAGGUCCCUUCAACUUCUAAGGUUACACAUAACCAUUAAUUACUCCAUGUAGUUCAAUACAAUUUCUAAGGUGUGUAAUUAUUCCAUACAGUUCAAUAAAAUUUCUAAGGUUACACACCACCAUUAAUUACUCCAUGUAGUUCAAUACAAUUUCUAAGGUUACACACCACCAUUAAUUACUCCAAGCAGUUCAAUACAAUUUCUAAGGUUAUACACCAUCAUUAAUUACUCCAUGCAUUUCAAUACAAGUUCUAAGGUUAAACACCACCAUUAAUUACUCCAUGCAGUUCAAUACAAUUUCUAAGGUUACACACCAUCAUUAAUUACUCCAUGCAGUUCAAUACAACUUCUAAGGUUAAACACCACCAUUAAUUACUCCAUGCAGGUCCCUUCAACUUCUAAGGUUACACAUAACCAUUAAUUACUCCAUGUAGUUCAAUACAAUUUCUAAGGUGUGUAAUUAUUCCAUACAGUUCAAUAAAAUGUCUAAGGUUACACACCACCAUUAAUUACUCCAUGUAGUUCAAUACAAUUUCUAAGGUUACACACCACCAUUAAUUACUCCAAGCAGUUCAAUACAAUUUCUAAGGUUACACACCAUCAUUAAUUACUCCAUGCAUUUCAAUACAAGUUCUAAGGUUAAACACCACCAUUAAUUACUCCAUGUAGUUCAAUACAAGUUCUAAGGUUAAACACCACCAUUAAUUACUCCAUGCAGUUCAAUACAAUUUCUAAGGUUACACACCAUCAUUAAUUACUCCAUGCAGUUCAAUACAAGUUCUAAGGUUAAACACCACCAUUAAUUACUCCAUGCAGUUCAAUACAAGUUCUAAGGUUACACACCACUAUUAAUUACUCCAUGCAGUUCAAUACAAUUUCUAUCAGAAUAUAUUCUGUGAAAAAUGCAACACUAUCGGGAGGAUCACGUGACUACUAAUUUUAGGGAAUGCUCUCAACUGAGAAGCACCGUGUCGACCAAUAUGGUUUUCAAUUAGCCACCCUCAUGUCUGAGCACCGCCUCGUGUUGAUGUUACACAGGUGGCACUAUACCACUUGCACAGUUGUUAUACGUUAGUACGUCAUAUAUAACAAGUUACUUCAAACCAAUGGGUUAUUUAAAGACUAUACAGAGGU